Molecule: messenger RNA, 330 nt
Organism: Phytophthora nicotianae INRA-310
Lineage: Eukaryota; Oomycota; Peronosporomycetes; Peronosporales; Peronosporaceae
Exons: 1
Coding region: 91-330 (79 amino acids)
Source: RefSeq, a predicted model, not a curated record
ACCAACCGGCUCCUAAACUCUCCACUUUGUCAACUACUUUCAAUUUCCAUUGAUACAACGCACCUUCCCUCAGCCGCUCUCUCAACGACCAUGGUUCGCGCCAACCGACCCGCCAGUGCCUUCACCAACGCUCAAAUCUCGGGCUUCUACUUUCGGCCGUGCCGCGACGAGUACGACGAGGUGGUUUUCGAGUACUUCCGGUGUCGUUGCGGCACGGUCCGCAAGCAAACCAACCGCAACGGGUUUACUAACCUUAUGCAGCACAUACUUAGGCAGCACCCGGACCGCGAGGCCGUCAAAAUUCAUCAAGGAGCCCGUGUCGGCCGUUGA